This is a messenger RNA of Linum trigynum, 255 nucleotides long. The record is from the annotation of a GenBank genome assembly. Lineage: Eukaryota; Viridiplantae; Streptophyta; Magnoliopsida; Malpighiales; Linaceae.
AUGUCCUCCGACGCCACGCGCGGCACCGAGAUGGGCCCCGCCGGGUUCAUCCUCAGCGUCUCCCUUAUCACCGCGUGCAGGUACGUCAGGUUUUCGAGGUCGGAGUCCUCCACGAUCCGGUCUUUCCCUACUUUCUCGUCGAUCUCUUGCUUCAGCGCCGCCAUGGCUCGCCGGUUGUUCAGGAGGUUCGACAGCAUCCACGUCAGCGUCACCGAUGUCGUAUCCGCCGCCGCAAUAAUCACCGCCUAUAUAUAA